Messenger RNA from Rhizophagus irregularis DAOM 181602=DAOM 197198, 1129 nucleotides. RefSeq lists its product as uncharacterized. NCBI's taxonomy places the organism in Eukaryota, Fungi, Glomeromycota, Glomeromycetes, Glomerales, Glomeraceae. The record is from RefSeq and is a predicted model, not a curated record.
AUUCUUAAAUGUAUCAUAUUCACGGAGUUUUUUACAGAAAUUCUGAAUAAAAUUUUUUACAGGGUUUACUCUUGUCCAAUGUUGAAGCUUAACAAAGACGUACUUAUCUUAAUAGCAGAAAAUUUGCAAGAUGACAUAACGUCGCUUUGUUCAUGUCUUUUGGUUAACAAAUCUUGGUGUGAGGCGACUGUGCCAAUAUUAUGGAAAAUUCCUGGACGAAUGAUUUUAACUAAAAAAGCAGAGGAUAAAUUAUUUAAUGUAAUACUUUUACAUUUAUCAAAAGACUCAAAAGAUAUUCUGAAAAAACAAGGGAUUGAUCUUUAUAUAGAAACUUAUCGACCAACUUCAUUUAAUUAUAUUAAUUUCUGGAGACAUUUAGAUUUACAACUUUUGGAAGAGACAUUUUCCAGAAAUUUAAAAAUUUUAGAAGUAUCAACCAGUUCUAUGAUAAAAAACGAAUUAUUAAAUUUAUUUAUCAAUAAAUAUACAAAAUUUAUUUCACUUCAUAUCCCAGAAAAUAUUAAUUAUUAUAAAUAUCGUAUUUCAUGGAAUGAACAAUGCUUUUCAGAUCUUAAAAAUUUAUGUUGUCAUGAAUUUCAUCAAAACAGUUUGGAAGGAUUAGCUACAAUAAGCAAAUCAAUUAAAAAACUCUUUUGUUGUAUUUCAAGGGAUAAUAAUGAUAUUUCUAGAAUUGUUAAAUUAAUUGAAGCUCAGAAAAACUUGAAUGAAAUCCAUAUGCUUUGUAAUAAUGAUGAAGCAUUGAAAACUAUUGAGGAAUUACUUAUUAAAAAAGCAGAUACCAUCCAACAUUUACGUUUAGACUGGGAACCUGUUACAAAAGUUCUUUCACAUUUAGUAAAUUUAAAAAUUCUAGAUAUGGAAACACCUUUCUUUUUUCGACGAUCUAAAAAUUAUGAAAACCCAAAUUUGAAUCAAUUGGAGGAAACAUCAUUACCUGCUUUAAAAAUCUUAAAAGCUAAUUUGUCCUCACAUAUAAACUUGAUAAGAUUAAUUGAAACCUCAAACGUACAACUUACUACAAUUAGUAUUCGUCAUGAUUCGUUAAAAGUAUUUGAUGAAAUUAGAAAACUUACACAAACAAUAUAUCAAAAUUGUCCAAAUCUUAGGU